AUGUCGCCUGACCAAGAAAAACAGCCAGGGAAUAUAGCAUUGAUUAUGCAACCGAGUCCAAGAUCUAUGCUGUGUGUAUUUUGCAAAGUCAUCCCUUUGUUGCUGAUAUUCUUUAAUCUUCAAAUUUUUGGAUAUGGUCUUGAUCUUGGACCAAAUGAAGACCAAUACCCAAAGCAAGUCGUGUUUCGAAAAUAUGAGCAAAAAUACUUGGCGAAUCAUGUCAUGGAAACAAAACAAGCAGAGUUUGAGUUUGAAUGUGGUUUGCUCUGCGCUCGAUAUGAAUCGUGUGCCUCAAUCAAUUACAAAACAUCUGGUAUUGGUAAAGGUCGCUGUGAGCUCAACAAUAAGACGCAUCAAGACAUAACUGAUGACGACGAAACAAGCAACUCUGAGUUCAACCAUCUUGUCAUAAUUAAACCAUUGAGCAAAGAGCCUGGUCAGGUAUACUCCCCAAUUUUGAGAGAAAGUGAAAUAGUUUCAUCUUGCAAAGACUUGUUACUCAAGAAACUAUCAACGCCUAAUGGUACUUACACUCUGCAGUUAAACUCAUCCUCGACACCAUACAAGGCAUAUUGUCACAUGACAGAUAUUCCAGGUUGUGGAGCUGGAGGCUGGACACUAGUAUUGAAAGUGGACGGAAAUAAGCAAACAUUCUACUAUGAUGCAUCUUUGUGGACAAACAAGGAAAGUUAUGCAGUUGAAGAUGGACUUGAAGGACUAACAGAGAAAGAAAGUAAACUGGCCUCUUAUUGGAACACUCCUUUUAAAAAAAUAUGUCUUGGUAUGACCGUUAAUGGCGACAGAGAAUGGAUGAUGUUGAAUUAUGAAGCCAGUUCGCUGUACAGUUUGAUCGCAGACGGACAAUAUCGAAACACAAGCGCUGAGAAAAAUACAUGGAUGUCCUUGAUCGCGGGCUCUGUCUUGCAACCAAAUUGCAACAUUCAGGGUUUCAAUGUACGCGAUGUCCCAGGAAAAGAUGCUUACACCAUCGACGUGCGGCUUGGAUUCAUUGCUAACAACGAAGACGUCUGUGACAGCCCUGACUCUUGGAUUGGUUUUGGUGUAAAAUACGCUGCUUGUGGAAGAGUGGAUCUCGCCUGUGGUAAUCGUGCAGUGUGUGCUGUUAAAGCAGUCAAAAAUAUUCCAGCAUUUGGAUACAUAUUGGUGCAGUGAGAAGAACUCAUUCAUAGCAAAAAAUGCAUUAAGCAGAGGACAUUAGAUUGAUAUACAAAGGCUUAAUAAAUGUUUAGUAUGUUAAUUUCAGGCAGUGAAAAAUGUUAUCAAAAAUAGGAGUUUGUAGGUGUUUGUUAACUUUAAGAAAUAACAUUUGAUUGCACGCAUGCACCUUAGCUUAUUGUAUAUAACCUUUGAAUUUCUUAAUAAUAUGCGUUGUAUACUUCA
Messenger RNA from Dendronephthya gigantea, 1401 nucleotides. RefSeq lists its product as uncharacterized. The coding region runs from base 1 to 1173 and encodes 390 amino acids. Lineage: Eukaryota; Metazoa; Cnidaria; Anthozoa; Malacalcyonacea; Nephtheidae. The transcript is spliced from 6 exons. Gene Ontology annotation, molecular function: oligosaccharide binding. The record is from RefSeq and is a predicted model, not a curated record.